AUGAAUAUCUUCAGGCUUCUAGCGGAUUUCUCGCAUCUCAUAUCUAUACUCAUUCUUCUACAAAAGAUGAAAUCAACCAGCAGCUGCUCGGGACUGUCGUUUAAAUCACAAGUAUUAUAUUUGAUCGUUUUUGUAACGCGUUACUUAGAUCUCUUCUGGACAUUCACGGACUCUCUAUAUAACACCGUCUUCAAGAUUCUCUUCAUCGGCUCCUCGUUCUAUACCAUCUAUCUCAUGCUCAAUGACUACAAACCGACUCAGGACCCAAAUACGGACACUUUUAAGGUGGAAUACCUUCUUGGUUUCAGUGCGCUUCUAGCCAUACUCUUUCCUCAGCACUACACCAUUUCUGAGAUUCUCUGGACCUUCUCAAUCUGGCUGGAAUCCGUUGCGAUCUUGCCGCAGUUAUUUAUGCUACAACGAACCGGCGAGGCAGAUACUAUUACAACCCACUAUCUCUUUGCGCUGGGCCUCUAUCGAGCGCUAUAUAUUCCCAACUGGAUUUACAGAUAUUUCUUCGAGGGCUUUUUCCAUGCGAUCCCUGUCCUUGCAGGAAUUAUCCAGACCGUCCUCUAUUCGGAUUUUUUCUAUAUCUAUUACACGAAGGUGAUGAAAGGAAAGAAAUUUGCUCUUCCUGUUUAA
Talaromyces marneffei is the source of this 642-nucleotide messenger RNA. RefSeq lists its product as uncharacterized. Gene Ontology annotation, cellular component: cis-Golgi network; endoplasmic reticulum; membrane. Gene Ontology annotation, molecular function: ER lumen protein retrieval receptor activity. Lineage: Eukaryota; Fungi; Ascomycota; Eurotiomycetes; Eurotiales; Trichocomaceae. The record is from RefSeq and is a predicted model, not a curated record. The transcript has 6 exons. Gene Ontology annotation, biological process: protein retention in ER lumen; endoplasmic reticulum to Golgi vesicle-mediated transport. Bases 1 to 642 code for a protein of 213 amino acids.